Epinephelus moara (kelp grouper) is the source of this 1721-nucleotide messenger RNA. RefSeq names its product dopamine receptor D1b (gene drd1b). Gene Ontology annotation, molecular function: G protein-coupled receptor activity; dopamine neurotransmitter receptor activity, coupled via Gs. The transcript has a single exon. Gene Ontology annotation, biological process: vasodilation; G protein-coupled dopamine receptor signaling pathway; adenylate cyclase-activating adrenergic receptor signaling pathway. Gene Ontology annotation, cellular component: plasma membrane. The coding region runs from base 46 to 1437 and encodes 463 amino acids. The record is from RefSeq and is a predicted model, not a curated record. Lineage: Eukaryota; Metazoa; Chordata; Actinopteri; Perciformes; Serranidae.
CUCACCCACCCCCUAUCUCACUUUAUUAGCAGUGUAAUUUAAACAAUGGAUCAGAAUUUCUCAACAGUUCGAGAUGGAAAGCAGCUGCUAGCAGAGAAAGACUCUUCCAAACGCGUGCUGACAGGAUGCUUCCUCUCCCUCCUCAUCUUCACCACGCUGCUAGGCAACACACUGGUGUGUGCCGCCGUCACCAAGUUCCGACAUCUGAGGUCGAAGGUCACCAACUUCUUUGUCAUCUCGCUGGCCAUCUCUGACCUUCUGGUAGCUAUCUUGGUAAUGCCGUGGAAGGCGGCGACUGAGAUCGUGGGGUUUUGGCCGUUUGGUGCAUUCUGCAACGUUUGGGUGGCGUUUGACAUCAUGUGCUCCACCGCCUCCAUCUUGAACCUGUGUGUGAUUAGUGUAGACCGUUACUGGGCCAUCUCGAGCCCGUUCCGCUAUGAACGCAAGAUGACCCCGAAAGUGGCAUGUCUGAUGAUCAGUGUGGCGUGGACCCUGUCAGUCCUCAUCUCCUUCAUUCCUGUUCAGCUUAACUGGCACAAAGCUCAGACCACCAGCUACGCAGAGCUAAAUGGAACGUACCCCGGUGAGCUGCCCCCUGACAACUGCGACUCCAGCCUUAACAGGACCUACGCCAUCUCCUCCUCCCUUAUCAGCUUCUACAUCCCCGUGGCUAUUAUGAUCGUCACCUACACCCGGAUCUACCGGAUCGCCCAGAAACAGAUACGGAGAAUAUCUGCCCUGGAGCGGGCAGCAGAGAGUGCCAAAAACCGUCACAGCAGCAUGGGGAAUAGUUCGAGCAUAGAGAGCGAGAGCUCGUUCAAAAUGUCAUUCAAACGAGAAACCAAAGUCUUAAAGACGCUCUCAGUGAUCAUGGGAGUGUUUGUGUGCUGCUGGUUGCCCUUUUUCAUCCUUAACUGCAUGGUUCCGUUCUGUGAGCCGAACUUGCCGGACGGUGCCACGGACUUCCCCUGCAUCAGCUCCACCACCUUCGAUGUGUUCGUGUGGUUUGGCUGGGCAAACUCCUCGCUCAACCCCAUCAUCUAUGCCUUCAACGCCGACUUCCGCAAGGCCUUCUCCAUCCUCCUGGGCUGCCACCGGCUCUGCCCGGGGAGCAAUGCCAUUGAGAUCGUCAGUAUUAAUAACAACAUGGGCGCCCCUACCUCGAACCCCAACUGUCAGUAUCAGCCCAAGAGUCACAUCCCAAAGGAGGGCAACCAUUCAGCCAGCUAUGUGAUGCCCCACAGCAUCCUGUGUCAGGAGGAGGAGUUACACAAGAAGGACGGAUGCGGAGGGGAGAUCGAGGUGGGCAUGGUAAACAACGCCCUGGAGAAACUCUCGCCAGCCAUCUCUGGGAAUUUAGACAGCGAUACUGAGGUCACACUGGAAAAGAUCAAUCCCAUAACACAGAACGGACAGCAUAAAACCGUGUCAUGUUGAGAAAAGAUGGAGAGGGGUACAUCGAGGCACGUAUGUACACACAAAGGGACGGAAAGCUUACACAGGAGGACAGCAGAAGCAACGAGAGAGACAGAUAUCUUUAUGAACAUGCCUGACAGGGAGACAGUGAGUGGGAUAUACGGGACCUUAAGACUGUCAAAAAAAAUCUACAUGGAAAAACCUACAGAAUGUUUUAAAGUAAAGGCACUUUAUCCUGGAUAUAACUAUCUGCAAAAUACUCUCAGCAUUUAUUGAUGAAAUUGAAAUUUGAUGAUAAAUGUUGA